This is a messenger RNA of Hordeum vulgare subsp. vulgare (domesticated barley), 880 nucleotides long. Its product is annotated as probable peroxygenase 5. Gene Ontology annotation, molecular function: monooxygenase activity; calcium ion binding. The coding region runs from base 76 to 735 and encodes 219 amino acids. The record is from RefSeq and is a predicted model, not a curated record. The transcript has 5 exons. NCBI's taxonomy places the organism in Eukaryota, Viridiplantae, Streptophyta, Magnoliopsida, Poales, Poaceae.
CAGACCCGGCCUCGAUCUGUGGAAAGAAGAGGAUAGAUCGGGAGAGAGAGAGAGGAGGAGGAAUCGCCUGACACGAUGGGCGCCACCGGCCAACGUCGGCUGUCAUCUCUGCCCGCGGCGGCGGCGGCCGCGCCUCUCCUGCUUCUGCUCGCCGUGUCCUCCUGGAGCCAGGCGGCGGCGUCGGCGGCGGCGGCUCCGGCCUGGACGACGGACCUGGAGAAGCACGUGGCGUUCUUCGACACCGACAACGACGGCAUCGUCACCUUCUCCGAGACCGAGCAAGGGCUUCGUGCCAUCGGUCUUGGAGUUCUCGAGGCCACGGCCAGCGCCACCCUCAUCAACGGAGUCAUCGGACCCAAGACCAGACCCGAAAAUGCUACGACAUCGAGGUUUGACAUCUACAUAGCCAACAUCCACAAAGGGAUGCACGGAAGCGACAGUGGCUCGUACGACGCCCAAGGAAGGUUUGUCCCGGCCAAGUUCAACGGCAUAUUCACCAGGUUCGCCAAGGUCGAGCCGAACGCCCUGAACGAGGCCGAGCUGGAGGCCAUGCGCACUGCCAACAGGAAGGAGGGUGACUUCAAAGGAUGGGCGGCGUCCAAGGCGGAGUGGGGUAUGCUGUACAACCUCGCCAAGGACAAGGACGGCUUCCUUGAGAAGAACACCGCGCGCACCGUCUACGACGGCAGCCUCUUCCCGAAGCUGGUGAAGAAGGCGAGCUCAUCUGGAAAUUAACCGAGCAUGAUAUGUAUUUGUAUUUGUUUUUCGAUAUGAAAUUUGUACUCCGUAUUAUCCGGGUCUUGUUCGUUGAGCAUGAGCUGUGUUGUCCCUGUACAACUGAAAUUGAAAUCUGUUAAUGAAAACAUAAUUUACUGCUCCA